Messenger RNA from Haliotis rubra (blacklip abalone), 1687 nucleotides. Its product is annotated as cell wall protein DAN4-like. The record is from RefSeq and is a predicted model, not a curated record. Gene Ontology annotation, molecular function: chitin binding. Bases 116 to 1264 code for a protein of 382 amino acids. Gene Ontology annotation, cellular component: extracellular region. NCBI's taxonomy places the organism in Eukaryota, Metazoa, Mollusca, Gastropoda, Lepetellida, Haliotidae. The transcript has 8 exons.
GUAGGUAACGUCGUGCGGUGGCAGGUGCUUGCAGUGACGAAACGGUUGGUGAGGAAUUAACGGUUUACUUGUACUGGAGUCUGACACAACUGUAUCUUGACAAGUAACACCAGAAAUGGACUUCACGAGUCUUUUCGUACUGCUGGUGCUGAUGCCGGUGAUGACUGAUGCAGCUUGUAUUACAAGUUGCGCCGGCAAGUCGACAACUGAUGGCAUGCGCUACCCCGACUGUGAUGACUGCAAGUACUACAUCAGAUGUGAGCCAUCUGGACUACAGCGGAGAGUCUGUCCAUCAUCGCUGGUUUUUAACUCUGCUGCAAAUAAUUGCGAUUUGAUAAGCAAUUCAGUGUGCGGUACAACGUCAGCGACUACAUCUGCAACAACGACCUCACAAACAACAUCUGCAACUACGACUUCACAAACAACAUCUGCAACUACGACUUCACAAACAACAUCUCAAACUACGACUUCACCAACAACAUCUGCAACUACGACAUCACCGACGACAACAUCCCUGACCACUCCUGCAGAGGGGACGUGUGUAUCCUCCUGUCUGGGUAUCCCCGUGUCCAGUGAACGCUACCCACACUGCACUGACUGCACCUUGUAUGUGCAGUGUCUGUCGGGGGGCAUGGUCGUCACCGCAUGUCCUUCCGGCCUCCAUCACAACGACGCCAACGACGAGUGUGAUCUAUCAAGUAACUCCGGCUGCACAUAUUCGUCGCCAACUACAUCAGCAACUACGUCAGCAACUACGUCAGCAACUACGACAUCACUUACCACGUCAGCUACGACGACCUCGCACACGACCAACCCCCCCAAUGUGUGCCUCUCCAGCUGCAACAACGUGGCCGUCAGCAACGAGCGUUACCCGUACUGCGGGUCCUGCACCCAUUACGUCCAGUGUCUCAACAGCGGCAUGAACGUCGUGAAAUGUCCUGGGAACCUGUGGCACAACGACGCCAUCGACGACUGUGAUGUUCCCAGUACAACGACCUGCUACGCGACAACGUCACAGACAACGUCACAGACAACAUCAGCAACAACAUCAGCAACAACACCUGGGUUAACGACUGGGACUUGUGUCAACUCCUGCACUGGCAAAGACGAUGGCGACUAUCAGCACUGCACCGACUGUUACAAGUUCGUGGCCUGCUCUAGCGGCAUCAAGUACGACAUGCCCUGCGCCGCCACCCUGGUCUGGGAUAAUGUGGAGAAGCAGUGUCUGGGAACCUCCAACACCUGUACUCCAAUUUCAGGAUAAAUCGUGGUCCUCACUCGCCAAUGUUCGUAAACAAGUGAUUGGUUUCAGAAAACAGAAAGAAACAUCCAUCUGUUGUCGCUAUGAACGCUAUAAACGGCUGCUUGAAAGAAGUGACCUCCAAAAUAGUCUUUCAAAUCCUUCCCGGUCACCGAUCAGAAUUUCUCUUCCCUCCAACCGAAUUUCUCACACCCUCCCAAGAUCAGAAUUUAACGCACUAGCAUCCCCGAUCUGAGUUUCUGUCUCUUCGAAUUACUUGUCUUCGUGUUCAAUACAAGAUUCGGCGUGGGUGUUUGGGUACUUUCGCCCUGAUGAACCUCUUUCAUCAUCGAUGAAGAAACUUGGGUUCCUUUAGGUUUGAUCUGGAGGUAACUGAGGAUACGAUGUAUAGUUGCGUUUCAAUAAAAAAAAUAUGCAUUCUAAAAA